AAUCAUAAUUAAGAGUAGACCCUACGUGUACUUUAAUAAAGCGCACGGUCGCUGGCAUGGCACGGUGUUCUCCGGCGUAAUUUAUAAGUGUGCGCCUCUGUACAAAUCCCCGGAGGCUAUGGGCGAGCGACCCUCUCCUUCCAAAGCCAGAAAAUUAAACAAUGCAAUUCCAUUAGUUUGCUCCAUUAUGGCGCGAAAAUCCGCUCUCGUGAAGCAAACCCUAAUUGGCUCUGGACUCUUCGUAAUCGCAAUCUACGUCUUCUUCAACACUUUCCUCAGCCCCUUCGCCGAGUCUUCCGACACAGCACUACCUCAUGAUUAUGCGCAGAGGCUUUCCGUAGUGAAGGACACUUUUUCUGGAAAGUCGUCGAGAGUGAAGGUUUACAUGUACGAUUUGCCCAAGACGUUCACCUAUGGAAUCAUCGAGCAUCAUGCGAUGGCGCGCGGGUCACUCAAUGCGCCGGUCCAUGACGUGUCAACCUUGAAGUAUCCCGGGCAUCAGCACAUGGGAGAGUGGUACUUCUUCGCUGAUCUUCUCCGACCGGAGUUCGAGCGUGUCGGCUCUCCCGUUGUCAAGGUCACGGAUCCAGAGGAUGCGGACCUGUUUUAUGUGCCCGUAUUCUCGUCGUUGAGUCUGAUAGUGAACACGGGUAGGACUGAAGGGUCGAGCUUGUUUAAGGGUUACAGCGACGAGGACAUGCAGGAUGCGCUGGUGGAGUGGCUUGAGAGCCAGCAGUACUGGAAGAGAAAUAGCGGGUGGGAUCAUGUGAUCAUUGCCGGUGACCCAAACGCUCUAUAUCGUGUCAUUGAUAAGGUCAAGAAUGCCGUACUGCUGGUAUCGGAUUUUGGUCGGCUCCGACCUGAUCAAGGUUCCCUCGUCAAGGAUGUAAUUAUGCCAUACGCCCACAGAAUCAAUACCUAUACUGGUGAUCUCGGCGUUGAGAAUCGGAAAACCCUAUUGUUCUUCAUGGGCAAUCGAUAUCGCAAAGAGGGAGGCAAAAUUCGUGAUUUGCUUUUCAAAGUUCUUGAGAAAGAAGAGGGAGUGACGAUAAAACAUGGAACACAAUCAAGGGAGAAUCGACGUGCAGCCUCACAGGGGAUGCAUACAUCAAAAUUCUGUUUAAACCCUGCUGGCGAUACUCCAUCGGCUUGCCGGCUUUUUGAUUCUAUUGUUAGCUUGUGCAUACCAGUGAUAGUCAGUGAUGAUAUUGAGUUGCCUUUUGAAGAUGUCAUUGACUAUAAGAAAAUUGCAUUAUUUGUGGAAACUUCUGAUGCUUUAAAGCUGGGAUAUUUGGUUAAGAUGCUGAGAUCGGUAACUCCUGAAAAGAUUCUAGAGUUUCAGAAAGAGUUGAGGGAGGUGAACCGAUACUUUGAGUUUGGUGACCCAAAUGGAACAGUGAAGGAAAUUUGGCGCGAAGUUGCACAAAAGUUACCUAAUAUUAAAUUGAUGAUCAAUCGUGAGAAACGAGUUGUGAAGAGGCAAUUGAGUGAACCGGACUGCUCAUGUCUAUGCACAAACAAAACUGGGACUAUCAGCUCCUUGUGAUAUUUGUCUUUAUUCAGGAUUUCUGAAUUCAAUACCUAACAAGCCCAGCUUAUGGCAGAAGAAGAGAAGUCUCUUCUGGAUCUUGGCUAGACAGAUGAAUGGUUGUUGUUGUAUCAGAAGUUCACAGUAAUCCUGUCCCAGGUGGGUUUUUCUUCCAUUCAAGAGGGUGACAAAUCCUGUCAUGAUAAAAUGUUUCUUGCAUUUGUUAUUGUUCUAGAUUUGGCACAUCGCUCAGCCUUGUCUUUUACAAUGUUAUGAAGCAUAGAUCCGCCACAGGAAAAUUCAAUUAGCUGUUGCUACUGUAAUUGAUUUGUACAUUAAAGGAAAUAAAAAUACCAAAUUUCUGUUUUGAUUAUCUGCUAUUACGGACAGCUGCAAUGACAUAGGACAAAUUUAUCUCUUGAA
This is a messenger RNA of Tripterygium wilfordii, 1951 nucleotides long. RefSeq names its product probable arabinosyltransferase ARAD1. Lineage: Eukaryota; Viridiplantae; Streptophyta; Magnoliopsida; Celastrales; Celastraceae. Gene Ontology annotation, molecular function: glycosyltransferase activity. The record is from RefSeq and is a predicted model, not a curated record. The coding region runs from base 119 to 1546 and encodes 475 amino acids. The transcript is spliced from 3 exons.